Molecule: messenger RNA, 2911 nt
Organism: Halichondria panicea
Lineage: Eukaryota; Metazoa; Porifera; Demospongiae; Suberitida; Halichondriidae
Exons: 7
Coding region: 47-2836 (929 amino acids)
Source: RefSeq, a predicted model, not a curated record
UGUCGACAGCAUCCUCAAUGGUGGAGACAGCCAAAGAGUGCCCAAGAUGUGCAAGAAUUGCUUCUAUUCUUACAAUAGGUACACCAAACUUCAUGACAAACUCCAAGAAAACAUUAGAAAGGCCGCUGAUGUUUUGGAACUACAACUCCCACUGCCAAAGAAACGUAAGCUUGAUAGUUCACUGUCUUGGCAAACAACUAGGGCUCAGCCAUCAGGAUCUAGCACCCAGUCCCCUGAAGUUGCGAUUAAAGUGUGUUACAAAACUCCAAAAACAUUCCUGCUCACUCCUAGCCGAAAACACAUAGGAAAAGCUAUUGCUCGUAAAAGCAGAAAAAAAGUUGCUAUGGAGGCCUUAAAAGACCCAACCACCAGAAAAUACUUAUUGAAGAUGGUCGGGAUAGAAUUGGCCAAAGAAGUGAAAUGUAUGUCAUCAGAGAGUGCUAACUCUAUCUUGCAGAGCCAGAAUCCUGAUGACCUUAGACAAUUCAGCUGGGAAAUGCUACUGAACGAGCUCUCUAUGUUUGCCCCUGUGUUGAGACAACUCCUGGAUUUAGCCACUAACACCAGAGUCCGCCGUUCCAACACUGAUGCUGUCAUUGGGAUGUGUGCAGCCAUCCUUAUCAACCAUCGCAAUCCAAAGAUGAAUUUGGUCCAACGAAGCAAUGCCCUGGUUCUGUAUGCUGGUCACAGCUCAAAGCAGGUCUAUCAGCGACUACAGAGGUUAAAUGUGACUGUAUCACACUCUUCUGUGAUUCGAAUGCUAGACAAAGUUGGCGAAGGGUUUGAUGCUCAGGUUAAGGAAUGGAGAGAUCGCCUUGUAUCCACACUGGACAGUGGCAAUGAAAUUCAAAUUCAGAGAGCCCCCUGGAUCACUUGUGAGAAUGACGAUAUUGAUCGGCCCACAGCAUCCACCAGUGAUGAUUCGGACACGGACUCAGAUUCUGACUCAUCGUGGAAGAAUUACUCACCCAUCACCUCUGGGUCAGAAGACGAAGGUGAUGAUGAUCUCAGGAGCAACUCCUCUUCAAGUGAUGUGAGUAAUUUUGACAGCAGUGAUGAAGAAGAUACUCCAAGUAACCUUCCUACUUCUGGACCUCUUCACCAGGGCUCAACUUCUAACGCACCACAAACUGGAAAUAUGGCAGGCGUCACAUCCAAUAAACACACUAAGCAGCAAGAUCAUCCAACAAUGUACCAUUUGGUUGGUGAUAAUGUGGACAAAGGAAUAAAACAGCGGUAUAUGAGAGUUGGUACCAGUAAGCCGGAUGAUAUUCACUACUUCCACUCCUAUGCUGUCGGUGACCGAAUUGACUUCAUGAAUCUCAGUGACCAAGUUAUUCCGACUCUACAGCAAAAUUCUGAACAAGUUGCUGUUUCCUUAUUACCAACAUCUGACGAUGAUCUCGCUCUUCGUAACAACAUGUGUAUUCUCAUGUCCAGAAUCCUCUACGAAAACAUGGGAUUCUUCAAUCUAGCUUUUGAUGGUGUCGUAGAUUGGCACAUCAAGCAUCAAUUCUAUGACGAGAUGUCAACAAAGUCAAAAGUGCACCCUCUCGGAAUUCUACCUAAAGACGAAAACAAAACCGAGCACAUGAUUGACAUAAUGUCUGAUUUACAGCAAUAUGUUCCUAUGGUGGAGAUGGUCAAGGACUUCUAUAUUCCAACUAUAGCCAGGACUGUGCCAGUGGUGACUGCUCGAGCUUAUCUCUUACACUUUGCAGGGGACCAAAAGACUGCGGCUAGGGCGAGAGGAGCACAGAAGGCCAAAGUGAAUGAAGUGUCUCCUUCCGGCCAACUGGUUGGAUUAGUCCCUGUUGCAACUGAUUGGCACACAAAAGUGAUAUUGUUGAAUGUUAUCUGGAAGUUUUUCUACUCUUACAAUUCAUCAGGAGACCAUGGUACACUCUACCAGAUCCGCAACAAGCUGAAUCGCACAAAUGUGGUGAAGAGUCCCAAAAAAGAUGUCAAUGCCUGUGAAGACUUCAUUGAGAUAGUGACUGACAGUCUUGUUGUUGUUGCCGCUCUUGCUACCUUUCAACUAAAGUCUGCAAAUGACACCCCUGUUGAAUCCUUCCUUCCGACGGAUAUUUGGACUCUGUCUGACAGUGAGAGACGCGAGUGCUUGAUAAAGCUCUGUGAAAAGGUCUAUGACAAAUUCGUGCAUUUCAGCUACAACACGAGUGUGAGAGUGUUAACAGGUGAUGAUCAAGUGUGUGAGUACUCAGUGCAGCUGUUGCGUCUUGGAUGCUUCUACAUGGAGUUCAAAGAUGCUAUUAGGGAAGGUGAUGGUGAGCGUGUGUUGAGGUGCUGGAAGUACAUGAUACCCAUAUUUUCGGCUUCUGGGAACAGGAACUACGCUUGCGAGGCAGCAAACCUCCUUUUACAACACAAGUACACACUUUCCCCUAGAUUGUCAGCACAGCUUAUGUGGAGUCGUUUUGUGAAUACCACUGGCCGACCUGGGAAGAACAUUCCUGUAGACCUACACAUGGAGCACCUAAAUAAGAUAGCUAAAGGCGCUAUUCGAUUUCAGGGCUCCAAUCGAUCAAUAAAAGCGAUUAAACGAAUUGGCAGAGCAAUUGGGACACUUUCUCCAAUGCUUGACAACUUUGACUCUGUCAACCAUGUUACUACUACAUCCAGCAGACAAAGAAAGCCUAAUUCACAGAAGGACAUCCAUGUGGUAGUCAAUGAACUUGUAGAAAGUCAAUCAUUUGUUAUAAUACGCAAGGGAAGAAAGCAUCGUAAAUUUUCCCAUCCAAAGGAUGUUUUGAAUGGCAAAGAGAAGAAAACAAUCGUUGACUGGCUUAUGAGUAAAUUGCCUACCUCCUUUUGAUUGAACCUUGGACUUUACUCAAAACUUAUUAUUUUAUUGGCCUCAUGCUUCAAUUCAUUAUUUUGUUGAUCAACA